GCUUGAUAUUACUUUGCGAUGAUCGAUUAACAAAUUGAAGUGAUUGAAUACAUUGUUUUAAAGAUGAUUGCAUUAUUGAUUCCGGUAGUUUUGCUGCUUCUUUAUUGGUAUUUCGCGAGAAUUUUCCGGUAUUGGAAAACAAGGAAUGUUCCGUAUAUUGAGCCAGUUUUUCCUUUUGGAAAUUUUAAAAAUGUCGCAUUGAUGCGCGAAUCCAUAGGAGUUUUUGUUGCUAAUAUGUACAAGAGCAGCAAGGAGGAUUUUAUUGGGAUAUGGGUUCUAACGACGCCGAGUUUGAUCUUCAGAUCACCGGAACUUUUAAAGCAUAUUCUCGUUAAAGAUUUCAAUUACUUUUACGAUAGGCCUGUUUUAGCCGAAGAAGAUGUAGAUUUUAUUGGAGCCAACAUGCUUUUCUUUCAAAAGAACCCCGAGUGGAAAGCGGUUCGUAGCAAGAUCGGAGCCGUGUUCAGUUUGAGCAAACUCAGGGGAAUGGUAACGAUCGUUGAUAAGAUCGGAGAAGAUAUGAUGAAGUACUUGAAGAAAUCUGGAAAUGACUUCGAGAUGAACUCUAGGGAAUUAUGCGCCAAGUUGACAACGGAUGUUAUAGUUUCCUGCGGUUUCGGUAUAAACGCGAACUGCUUCGAGGACGAAAAAUCACCGUUCCGCGAAGCCGGAAAGAAACUCUUCGAUUUAACGCUGUUUAACUGCUUGAGGGUAAUUUGCUAUUUCCUUGUACCGUCCAUUGCGAGGCUCUUCAAAAUCUCGUUCUUUGAUCCAAAAGGAGUUAACUUUUUGAGACGUGUUUUUUGGCAAGCGAUCGACGAACGUGAGGAAUCGAAAAUCUCGCGACACGACCUUAUCGACAUCUUGAUUAAUCUCAGGCAAUCCGAAUCCAUACCAAACUUCGUUGGAGACAAACUCGCCGCGCAGUCGAUACAAUUCUACGCAGCAGGAUUCGAAACGACGAGCACAGGGUUUUCUUUCAGCCUCUACCAAAUCGCCCUUCAUCCCGAUAUCCAAGAAAAGUUAAGAGACGAAAUCCAUCAAUUCUACAACGAACACCAUGAAUUUACCUACGACAACAUCAAAUCAUUAACUUAUUUAGAUAAAGUAUUUUCAGAAACUUUGAGGAUGCAUCCGGGGCUUCCGUUCCUCAACAGGAUGACCAUGAAUGAUUACACAAUUCCCGAGACCAAACACGUUAUUGAGAAGGGAACUCCAAUAUACAUAUCUGUAUUAGGUUUACAUUUUGAUCCGGAAUACUAUCCGGAUCCGGAAAUUUUCGAUCCUGAGAGGUUUUCCGAGGAGAACAUAAAAAGUCGUCCGGAAUAUGCAUAUUUGCCCUUUGGAAAUGGUCCAAGAAAUUGCAUCGGUGCAAGAUUUGCUGUAAUGGUGACCAAAAUUUGCGUAGCUAAAAUCUUAUUACAGUAUAAAAUCGAAGCUUGCGAAGCAACACCCAAGAAGAUCGAAUACGAUCCAAACUCUUUUCUAGCUGCUCCCAAAGGAGCACUAACUUUGAGAUUUAUUAAAAUAAAUAAUUAA
This is a messenger RNA of Nicrophorus vespilloides, 1539 nucleotides long. Its product is annotated as cytochrome P450 6k1-like. Bases 64 to 1539 code for a protein of 491 amino acids. Lineage: Eukaryota; Metazoa; Arthropoda; Insecta; Coleoptera; Silphidae. Gene Ontology annotation, molecular function: monooxygenase activity; iron ion binding; heme binding. The transcript has 5 exons. The record is from RefSeq and is a predicted model, not a curated record.